AUGUGUCACGUGAUGAAUGAAAAAUUUUCGGCCAGCAGUCGCCGGGCUACUAGAGCGCAGAGCCACCACCAGGUGAAGCACGACGGCGGGCCUACGGAGCAUAGGCCAGUUGAAGGGAGUCACAAGGUAAGUGCCAGACAAGGGUAUCAGACAAAAGAAUUGCGGUGGGAUAUGUCUUUUCUGUUUGGCAGUAAGAAGCAGGACUCCGGUGCAGAUGACCGGAAGCUGCAGGAGACCCUGGGUUUCGAUCCCCAGCAAGUGACGAACGUGGCGAACAUCAUCGCGACCCCAGGGGCUCUGGAUCCCUCGCGGUUGCACCCACUUGCCGGGUUGGAACGGGGCGUGGAAUAUCUGGACCUGGACGAGGAAAAGCUCUCCAGUGUAGAAGGGUCACAGGGUCUGAUUCCGUCGCGCGGGUGGACGGACGACCUUUGUUACGGGACGGGGUCCGUCUAUCUGACCGGGCUGGGGCUCGGAGGCGCAUACGGGUUCUUUGAGGGCUUGCGCAACAUCCCUCCCAACGCGCCGGGGAAACUGCAGCUUAACACAGUGCUGAACCACAUCACACGCCGCGGUCCAUUCUUGGGGAACAACGCGGGUGUUCUGGCUCUGACUUACAACCUGAUCAACUCUACGAUUGAGGGCUUGCGCGGCAAGCACGAUGCCGCAGGGUCUAUUGCCUCCGGCGCCAUUGCCGGCGCCCUGUUCAAGAGUUCGAAGGGCCUAAAGCCAAUGUACUAUGCAUCCGGUAGUAUGGCGCUUGUCGCAGCUGGCUGGUGCGGCCUCAAGACACUUCUGCUAUAG
Molecule: messenger RNA, 804 nt
Organism: Eremothecium gossypii ATCC 10895
Lineage: Eukaryota; Fungi; Ascomycota; Saccharomycetes; Saccharomycetales; Saccharomycetaceae
Gene: TIM23
Product: protein transporter TIM23
Exons: 1
Coding region: 1-804 (267 amino acids)
Biological process (GO): protein import into mitochondrial matrix
Cellular component (GO): mitochondrial inner membrane; TIM23 mitochondrial import inner membrane translocase complex
Molecular function (GO): transmembrane protein transporter activity
Source: RefSeq, marked provisional